AUGGCUGAAUUCGCCAUGACCAGAAGAAGGUUUCACAACUACUUUGCAAAAGAUACGCUAAGACAAAUUUUUAAAAAUGAACAACUCAAUUUUAAAGAGAUUCACAAAAGAGUAUACGUUGGAAGUUCUCCUCUUAACGGAGUUGGUAUUUUUUCAUUUGAUGAAAUAAAAAAAAAUGAAAUCAUUGAAAUAUGCCCGACACUCAAAAUGAAAAAUGAAGAGAUCCCAGAAAAGUUGGUUGAUUAUUUAUUCGAAAGCAAAAAAGAAAACAUUAACACACAAGUAGUUCGAAUUGUCACAAAAAGGAGAGACGCUAUCAAUUAUAAGCUUUUCCCCCUGGGAUAUGGAAUUUUAUAUAAUCAUUCAGAUCCCCCCAAUGCCUUUGUUCAUAUAGUGUCUCUGAGGGAAGAACAGGAGAAAAAGUCUGACCAACCUGACCAGGACGAGAAAAAUGAGACAAUAACGUCUGACCAAAUAAUGAUAUUUCGCGCACAAAGGGAUAUCCAAAAGAACGAAGAAAUUUUCAUUUCGUAUGGACACUCUUGGUGGAAGGUAAUCCACGGAAGAAAUGACUCGCUCGCUGAAGCUAAUCGGAAAAAUUAA
Molecule: messenger RNA, 603 nt
Organism: Plasmodium fragile
Lineage: Eukaryota; Apicomplexa; Aconoidasida; Haemosporida; Plasmodiidae
Exons: 2
Coding region: 1-603 (200 amino acids)
Molecular function (GO): protein binding
Source: RefSeq, a predicted model, not a curated record